This is a messenger RNA of Achroia grisella, 1124 nucleotides long. RefSeq lists its product as uncharacterized. The record is from RefSeq and is a predicted model, not a curated record. NCBI's taxonomy places the organism in Eukaryota, Metazoa, Arthropoda, Insecta, Lepidoptera, Pyralidae. The coding region runs from base 38 to 853 and encodes 271 amino acids. Gene Ontology annotation, molecular function: arylformamidase activity. The transcript is spliced from 5 exons.
UAAAUCUUAAAAUAAAGUGUAAUAAUUUGAAAUAAGUAUGUCUGUAUUGAUAUUUUUUAUGUUUAUAUCUUUACGUUUUUUCAAUUGUUACGGGGAUUAUGUAUCUGCUGAAAAUAUUAAUGUAUUUCUAUUUGGUUCAGAAAAAUUCGAAUUUGUAGAUUUGAGCUAUGGUUUUCAGGUUAAUUAUUUAGAUUGCAAAAUAUCUGAAAUAGACGGAUAUUCAAACAUUUGUGUAAAUGAUCGUCUCGGUACUGAAAUAGAUGCGAAUUAUAAUAAUGCCAAUGUGUUUGGAAAACAACAAAUUGUUGGUAAUAUUCCCUUGAAAAAUCUCAUCGUACCAUUGAUCAUUGCAGACGUCAGCGAUAAAGUAAAUGGGAAUGAAAAUUUUGUGUUGUAUAAGGAACAUCUUGACUAUUUUUUGAACAAUUAUUUUGGUGCCAUCCAUCAGCCAUGUUUAAUGAUAUUCAAGUUUGGUUGGUCAAAGUACUUUAAUGAUCGUCGAAAGUACUGUGGUUCAGAUAGUAACAACAGUACAUGGAAAUACCCUGGUCUAAGUGAAGAAGUAGCACAGUGGAUAAUUACUUCAUACAAGAAUAUAGUCGGUGUAGGUGUGGAUUUGCCUACAUUGGACCCUGGCUCCUCUAAUAUGAUGCCGGCUAUGAAAACUUUAAUAAAUGCGGGAAUAUACACCUUGAAAAAUGUUAAAUUGGAUCAAUAUUUACCUGAGGCAUCGUGUACAGCGUUAGUGACGCCACCGAGAAUGGAUAAUGCAGGCAGUUCACCUCUCCGUCUCAUAGCUAUUUGCCCUAAGUCUCGGAUGCAAAAGCCUCAAAUUCUUUUACACCAUCUCUAGACUAAUACUGCACGAUAAUAUAAUUAUACUGUUGCUAAUUAAUAUUUAGUUAGACAAACAUUGUAUGUACUUACCUAUAUAGUCAGUUAAUUUUGUCACAUUAGUAAUGGUGUAAUGAAAACUUAGCUAUAUAAAGUGGUUUUCAAAAUAAAUUUAUAUUCUAUUUAUGCCAUCGCUGUAUUGCCUGUUACUCAUUUACUCUCUGCAUGCUCAUAUAUGUAUUUAGAUUAUAAAUAAAAAAUUACAAAAUACAAUUAGUAGAUACUCAGUU